GGCGCCGCCGCCUGAUUGGGAUGCUUUGUAUCUGGAGAGGCGCUCCUGAUUGGCCUGAGGGGCCCCCCAGCUCCGGGGAGUUGUCCUCCAUUCAGCCCACUCAAGGGCUGCACAACUGCUUCCAGCCGGACGGAGCUCGGCCGGCUGUGCCGGGGCCUGUCCCAGGUCUGCAGCGGGGAACCUGCCGGGCCACGUUGGUCGGGCCCCGGCCGGCACCUUUGGUCAGUUCGGUGUCCUUCCCCGGAGCUGCCAGCCACCAGCAGAGCCCACCCUCUUCAUGGAAAGCUUCGUGCGGUGGCCCCCUGGUGAUGGCAUCUGACAGUGAUGUGAAGAUGCUGCUGAACUUCGUGAACCUGGCGUCCAGCGACAUCAAGGCAGCCCUGGACAAGUCUGCGCCCUGCCGACGCUCCGUGGACCAUCGCAAGUACCUGCAGAAGCAGCUCAAACGCUUCUCUCAGAAGUAUUCCCGGCUCCCUCGGGGCCUUCCGGGCAGGGCCACAGAGCCCUACCUGAAAAGGGGGCCUGACGACCGGCCCGGGAGGCUGCUCCUCGAUUUGGGCCCUGAUUCCAGCCCUGGCGGGGGUGGGGGCUGCAAGGAGAAGGUGCUGAGGAACCCCUGCAGGGAGGAAUGUCUUGCUAAGGAGCAGCUCCCCCAGGGGCAGCAACCAGAAGCUGCCCGGCCUGGCCAGGUGCCCAUGAGGAAAAGACAGCUGCCUGCCUCCUUCUGGGAAGAGCCGAGGCCCACCCACAGCUACCAUGUGGGGCUGGAGGGGGGACUGGGCCCCAGGGAGGGAUCUCCCUAUGAGGGUAAGAAAAAUUGCAAGGGCUUGGAGCCCCUGGGGCCUGAGACUGCCUCAGUGCCCAUGUCUCCAAGCGCCCUGGCUGAAAAGGAGUCACUCAAGAUGCCGGGGGUCUCCCUGGUGGGCCGCGUCAAUGCCUGGAGCUGUUGCCCCUUCCAGUACCAUGGACAGCCCAUCUACCCAGGCCCUCUGGGGGCCCUGCCUCAGAGUCCUGUCCCCAGCCUGGGCCUGUGGAGGAAGAGCCCGACCUUUCCUGGGGAGCUGGCGUACCUCUGCAAGGAUGCGGACGGCCUGGGGCAGAAGGUGUGCAGGCCUAUGGUGCUAAAACCCAUCCCCACCAAGCCGGCCAUGCCCCCACCCAUCUUCAACGUCUUUGGUUACCUCUAGGCGGGCUGAGAGGGCCUCAGCCCCCACCUCUGGCCUGCAGGAGUGUGGAGGUCCCCAAGGCGCUCUCCUGUGAGGAGGUGGCUGGUCCAUGGUGUGGCCUCUUCCUUUUGUGUAUGUGUGGGAGGACUGGGGCCGGGCUCCUCAGGGAGACACCUUCCGGCCUUGCAGCCUUGGAAGCUGUGGGGCUGGGCCUGGUCGGCCCCUCCCCAAGCAGGCCAGGGCCCAGCAGCUCAUCCUGCUGUCCCUGUGCUAAACAUGGGUGGGGGGAUGGUGCCCUUCAUUCCCACCACCCCAGAAGCCAGAGUUACACAUCUGUUCACCUGCCACCCACUGUGUGAGCCAAUCUCAGUUGUUGUUCUUCUUGUUCUUUGUACAUAUUGAGAAAGUUGAAAGAAUAAAGACAUUUCUUUUGGA
This is a messenger RNA of Sapajus apella (tufted capuchin), 1601 nucleotides long. RefSeq names its product family with sequence similarity 181 member A (gene FAM181A). NCBI's taxonomy places the organism in Eukaryota, Metazoa, Chordata, Mammalia, Primates, Cebidae. The transcript is spliced from 2 exons. Bases 21 to 1187 code for a protein of 388 amino acids. The record is from RefSeq and is a predicted model, not a curated record.